AUGGCUAUGGCCUAUUUGUUACGGAAAGAACAAGAGACGUACUACCAUGCGGAGAUAACCGCACUAAAAAAUGGAAAGAAUUUACCAGACAAAUCCAGUUUAUCGAGUCUCAAACCAGUUUUAGAUAGUACAGGAAUUUUGAGAGUAGGUGGACGUUUGGACAGGAGUGAUGCACCAUACGAGAUGCGCCAUCCGCCCAUUAUACCAAACGGCUCGAGAUUGGCUUGGCUAAUCAUAAACUAUACACAUUGUAUCACCAUACACGGUGGAGUACAGGUUAUGAUGCAAUAUAUUCGUCAGCGGUACUGGAUUCCGAAACUACGCAGCGAAUUAAGAAGUUUCAUACACAAAUGUGUCACCUGUGCACGUUAUAGUCAGAAGUUAGAAGGUCAGUUAAUGUCAGAGCUACCAGCAGAUAGAGUACAGGUAGGAAAGCCAUUCCUUAACACAGGUGUCGAUUACGCAGGUCCGUUUGAAUUAAAAAUGAUUGAUAAGGAAGGCAAAGAUGUUAUUAAAAGGAAGUGCUGGAUAGCAGUGUUUGUUUGUUUAAAAACACGCGCAAUUCAUUUGGACAUCAUCACUGACCUGACUACAAUAGCAUUCAUCGCAUGCUAUGAACGAUUCAUAGGUAGACGAGGCAGGUGUCUGAGGAUGUACAGCGACAACGGAACAUAUUUUGUUGGUGCGGAAAAAGAGUUAAAGAAAGCCAUAGAGAAAUGGACAGGUAAACCGGCAAUGGACCACCUAUGUCAGAAGGGUACAGAAUGGCACUUCAUGGUUCCUGCAGCUCCACAUCAAGGAGGAAUCUACGAAGCCGCUGUAAAAUCAAUGAAAUACCAUCUGAAAAGGGUUGUAGGUAUCAAAUCAUUGCCUUUCGAACAGUUCAGUACAUUAUUAACCCAGAUUGAGGCGGUUUUGAACUCUCGUCCGAUUCAUCCGUUGAGUGAUGAUCCUUCAGAUGUACAGGCACUCACACCAGGACAUUUCUUAGUGGGCGAACCGUUGAUUUGUCCGUUACCUUUUGCUACACCUACUCAACCAAAUAGUAUAGGAGCCAAGUUAUGGAGAGAGCGUCAAACAAUGUUCAAGCACUUCUGGGACAGAUGGCAUACCGAGUACUUAACCACGUUACAGGAAAGGAAGAAAUGGCGUAGAGAAAAGGAACCAUUACGGGUAGGCCACGUCUAUCCGAACAUUUGGUUCUUCGAAUCGGAGUUGAUAAAUAAUGACCUGUGGCUACAUGGACCGGUAUGGCUGAGUCGACAACGUACAGAAUGGCCAACGUUUAAUCCAUUAAUUAGAGAGCCACCAGAGGUACAUGAUGAAUUAAAG
Molecule: messenger RNA, 1332 nt
Organism: Contarinia nasturtii (swede midge)
Lineage: Eukaryota; Metazoa; Arthropoda; Insecta; Diptera; Cecidomyiidae
Exons: 2
Biological process (GO): DNA integration
Molecular function (GO): nucleic acid binding
Source: RefSeq, a predicted model, not a curated record